AUGAAGCUUAAGCCUUCCGAGAUGGCCGUGGAGGAGAAAGAAACGCGACCGGAGGAAGAGGAGCUGGGCCGGGACGAUGCUGGUGGCUUCAGUGUUCUACCACCUCCUCCGAGAUACCCCGGCGUCGGCGGCUAUGGAGCCGCAGGUCUAGGCGGCAUUGUGCCGCUCGUCGAGACAAACAACACAAUCGACAAGCCCACGGGCCCGGAAUGGCAGUUUCUCGUCGGAGAAGGUACUUACGUGCUCAGAGAAGAUCUCUCCUUAGCCACACCUCCUCCGCACCCCUCCGAAGCUCCCAUCGUGAACCCGAACCCGCUCGCGACCACCCCACAACCCGCCAGUGCAGGGACAAAACUGUCCCUUGUCAACCUCCACCCUAAACCACCCCCAUUCGUCUACAGGGGAGCUGCAGCAUCUUCCUUUGGCGGACAGGUAUCCUUGGAUGGAUCCAACGACAUUCGAUGUUCAACCGAAGGCGGCAUGAGCAGUGAAGAUGGCCGGGCGACCUCCAACAGCGACAAGCAAGGUUCACAAGUUGCUUUCGGGUCUGCUGCGCCGGCUUUUGGACAAGGCAAUGCGGCCCUGACGACGGUCGUAACCAAGGACGUGAACAAGAGAAAGAAGCCAAAGAAUAACGUCACAAAGAGCAACUCAUCAUUCAUCUCUAGAGUCAUUGUCCAUGACAGCGACUAUCUUGUUAAGGUUCUAUUUACGAAAGCCCACUGCUUGUGCCACGAUGUGAAUAUGGCUACGAAAGGCGCUUCCCACCUCGAUGUCGUCAUGGGAUUUUCCACAGGGGAGAUUAUCUGGCUGGAACCCAUCUCGCAGCGCUAUACCAGACUGAAUAAGAAUGGCGUCAUCAACAAUACACCAGUGGCACACGUGAAGUGGCUGCCUGGAUCCGAAAACCUCUUCCUUGCAGCGCACAUGGAUGGUUCGUUGAUUGUCUAUGACAAGGAGAAAGAGGACGCGACCUUUACGCCAGAGGACGAGAACCAAUCCAAUGGAGGCUCCGAUGCUGGCGACGGCACAAACGGAACGUCAUCUGGCAUCACUAUGCUCAUUCGCAAAUCAGUGCACUCCAAGAACCAGAAGACGAACCCAAUAGCGGCUUGGAAGCUAUCAAACCAACGAAUACACGCAUUUUCGUUCUCGCCUGGUCAUAGACACCUGGCUGUUGUGUCUGAAGAUGGAACUCUGAGAAUCAUAGAUUAUCUCAAGGAAGAGCUUCUUGAUUUAUUCUAUUCAUACUAUGGCGGAUUUUCCUGCGUAGCCUGGACACCAGAUGGCAAAUACGUCUUGACCGGUGGACAGGACGACCUUAUUUCGAUAUGGUCAAUGGCCGAUACCGCAUUGGUUGCACGAUGCCAGGGCCACGAAUCGUGGGUCGCGGCUCUGGCGUUUGACCCCUGGCGCUGUGACGAUCGCAACUAUCGCUUUGGCAGUGUUGGUGAGGAUGGGCGACUGUGCCUGUGGGAUUUCUCGGCGGUCAUGUUGCACCGCCCCCAAACCAACCGACACAGAAGCUCAGUCUCUUCGAAUUCCGGCUUACCGGAGCGAUUCAGUAGCUACAACAGCGAAAAUGGCUCCAGAAUUGCGCAUGCUGUCGAGCCACGAGCACACAUUCCGAUGCUUCCCCCAGUCAUGACAAAAGUGAUUGACAAACAUCCUCUGUCAUGGCUCGAGUUCACCGAGGAUGCCAUUAUCACCAGCUGCAAAAAUGGCAAGUCUUUCUUGUGCUCGUUGACACCCGGUAUGGGAGCGGCAGUAGAUCUAAAGGCUUCAGAAAUAGCCUCGUGA
Messenger RNA from Cordyceps militaris CM01, 1800 nucleotides. Its product is annotated as catabolite repression protein creC. Gene Ontology annotation, cellular component: cell tip; cell division site; nucleus. Bases 1 to 1800 code for a protein of 599 amino acids. The transcript has 9 exons. NCBI's taxonomy places the organism in Eukaryota, Fungi, Ascomycota, Sordariomycetes, Hypocreales, Cordycipitaceae. Gene Ontology annotation, molecular function: protein binding. The record is from RefSeq and is a predicted model, not a curated record. Gene Ontology annotation, biological process: carbon catabolite repression of transcription.